AUGAGCCGAACGUCGAUUGCCGCCGCCGCCAAGCUCCAUCGCAGCCGGGCUCUGUCUCCACCCCGCACCCCCUCCCUCCACCCGAACAUCGUCGCCAUGACGUCUCGAGCACUUUUACGACCUGUGCUCAACAGCUUCGCGACGACGAGCACCCGCUCGACCGCUGCAACCUGGUCCUCCUACACCCACGCCAGCACCUCAGCUCCUUCGAGCUUCGCCUCCUGCUCCCGACCAUCCCCACGCUUCGCAUCCUCCACAGCCGGUCGUCCCAAACGAGACGAAACGACGUACGGUAUCCCACCCGAUUCGUCCAAGCCCGGUCAGGGUGUUCGACCGAUCCGGUCCGAGACGGACACGUCGGCGCAUCCGCUUUGGCACUUCUUCCAUGACAAGCAGUCGCUCAUCGCGCCGGACAAGCGCAAGGACAAUACAAGUCAGUUCAACACCAUCACUGCUACAACGGAGUAGGGCUGUUUCAUGCGCACGGCCUGAGUCUUCUGUUUCCUCCCGCGGCGCGGCGCCAGGUCGCUCAUGGACGUCGUUCGAGCUGCGACGAAAGUCGUUCACGGACCUGCACCAACUGUGGUACAUCGCACUGCGGGAGAGGAACACGUUGUUGACCCAACGCGAGGAAGCGACUAGGUUGCGGAUCGACUUGAGCAGCUUCACGAUGCACAGCCAAAAGCUACGCAUGGUACGUCGUCGCAGCAUUCUUCCCAUGGCCGUCUCCUCGGCGCACUCCGUGGCUGACGCUCGGGUACGUCUUCGACGUCGCGCACUCUUCGGAUCUCCAGGUGCAAAAGACGAUGGCGAGGAUCAAGCAGGUCUUGGCCGAACGACGUCGGGCAGCUCUACAAGCCGCGGAGAUUCUUCGCAGUCGCGGCGAGCUCGAACGCGCCGCGGUGCUCGACCGAGAGUCGCAACAGCUGGAAGAAGCCAUCCAGGAGUGA
Microbotryum saponariae is the source of this 950-nucleotide messenger RNA. Lineage: Eukaryota; Fungi; Basidiomycota; Microbotryomycetes; Microbotryales; Microbotryaceae. The record is from the annotation of a GenBank genome assembly.